Parnassius mnemosyne (clouded apollo) is the source of this 336-nucleotide messenger RNA. The record is from the annotation of a GenBank genome assembly. NCBI's taxonomy places the organism in Eukaryota, Metazoa, Arthropoda, Insecta, Lepidoptera, Papilionidae.
AUGAGGAAACAUAAGAAUGAUGCACGACGCAGUUUGCUGCAGCCGACGGGCACCGUGGCCAUCACAUUCGCUUCUAAUGUUUUGCCGGACCACGUCGAUCUUCAUGGUUGGCGUUUCGUUGUAAAUCAGUAUAUUCCACCAGUGAAGCAGUGCUACAAUUGUCUGAGGUAUGGUCACUUAGCAAAGUAUUGUAAAAAUUCGGUCAAUGCUCAAUUUGUACUGAAAAUUACAGCUACAAAGAUUGCCAAGUCUCUUCAGAUAAAGCGAUAUGCAUACAUUGCAAAGGAAACCAUCUAUGCAUUUCUGGACAGUGUCCUGUUAAGAAACAAAAGAUAA